UGCUUAAACAAGUUCCAUGGACAACAUGUGGAACUGGGAGCAGGGUACACUGGUGAAUGAGCUGAUUCAAGGGCUCGAGUUAGCCAAGCAGUUAAGGUUGCAUCUGGGUACAUCAUCACCUUCUGUUGAAUCCAGGGACUUGUUGGUACGGAAGAUUUUAUCUUCCUAUGAGAGAGCUCUUCUGAUCUUGAAACUGAGACCUCGACAAUAUGUGGCGGAGUCUCGUCUAACGAUCACAAGCAGCCCCCGGUGUGGCGAUUUAGAUAACGAUAACCGGGAUACCGGAGAUGUCUCGAAGAAGAGAAAGAUGAUGGCUGGACGGACGGAGCAGGUGAGAGUGAACUCUGAAAACCUACUGGAGGGUCCUCAUGGUGAUGGCUACAGUUGGAGAAAAUAUGGGCAAAAAGAUAUCUUAGGAGCCAAAUAUCCUAGAAGCUAUUACAGAUGCACACAUCGGAAUACCCAAAACUGCUGGGCAACAAAGCAAGUCCAGAGAUCAGAUGAAGAUCCCACCAUUUUCGAGGUCACGUACAGAGGAAGUCACACAUGUGGAAAUGGAAAUCAUGGAGGAGUUCUACCACCAGCAUCGCCGGAAAAACAAGAACGUAAAUCGAACAACAAUUACCAGCCAUUGCACUCGCAAGAUAUUAUCUUAGAUUUUCCAGCAUGUCUAAGGGUCGAGACCGAGGGCUUAAACGAUAAAGAGAUGGUGCCCUCCUGUUUUCCUUCAACAUCAUUCGGGGGCUUAAAGAACAAGAACCAUAGCUUUUCACCUUCGGGUGUAAUUGAUUACAGCAAUAUCUUCAGCAGCUUUUCUUCGCCUUUCAUGUCUCCUGGUACACCUGAAUUAAGCUAUUUUCCAGCUUCUCAGAUGAACAACUUCGGAGACGUUCUUAAUACACAAUGUUCUGAAUCUGAUCUCACAGAGCUGGUUUCGGCCAACACUUCAGCCACCAAUUCCCCGAUGGUGGACUUGGAUUUCUCGCUUGAUCAUGUGGAGUUCGAUCCGAAUUUCCCGUUUGACACCCAAGGGUUUAUUUCCUAACUCUCUUUUUCACAACCGAAUAAGAGUAACGGUAGAUGUUGAAUUCAGAUUCCACAAUCAGAGUAGCUGGUUGCAUAUGUUCAUGGUGAGCCGUGUUUUGCAGAGAACUAUUGUACAAUACAAAAGCCUCUUUCAAUUCA
This is a messenger RNA of Hibiscus syriacus, 1185 nucleotides long. RefSeq names its product probable WRKY transcription factor 41. Gene Ontology annotation, cellular component: nucleus. Gene Ontology annotation, biological process: regulation of DNA-templated transcription. Gene Ontology annotation, molecular function: transcription cis-regulatory region binding; DNA-binding transcription factor activity. The record is from RefSeq and is a predicted model, not a curated record. The transcript is spliced from 3 exons. Lineage: Eukaryota; Viridiplantae; Streptophyta; Magnoliopsida; Malvales; Malvaceae. The coding region runs from base 17 to 1045 and encodes 342 amino acids.